Molecule: messenger RNA, 2016 nt
Organism: Arabidopsis thaliana (thale cress)
Lineage: Eukaryota; Viridiplantae; Streptophyta; Magnoliopsida; Brassicales; Brassicaceae
Gene: BGLU17
Product: beta glucosidase 17
Exons: 13
Coding region: 25-1671 (548 amino acids)
Biological process (GO): carbohydrate metabolic process
Molecular function (GO): beta-glucosidase activity; hydrolase activity, hydrolyzing O-glycosyl compounds
Source: RefSeq, marked reviewed
GGGGGUUUCUCAAAGGAUAAGAAAAUGACUUUUCUUCAAUUAUAUAUAGGGCCACUAAACCCAACAAAUAUACUUGAUCCAGUUAUAAAACCUUUCCUACGAAAACUCAAAGAAACAAUGGCCAUCAAAUCCAUAUUUAUCAUCAUCAUCAUCAGCAUCAUCACAUCAAUAUCUGAACUUUAUGCUUUGGAUCCUUCGUUUCUUCGUCUUUCGACCUCUCUCCAAAGAAGUAGCUUUCCUCAAGAUUUUCGGUUUGGUGCAGCUUCGAGUGCUUAUCAGAGUGAAGGAGCAGCCAACGUUGAUGGAAGAGAACCAAGCAUAUGGGAUACGUUUACUAAACAAUAUCCAGAAAAGAUUUCAGAUGGUAGCAAUGGCGACGUUGCAGACGAAUUUUAUUACCGUUUCAAGGAGGACGUGGCACAUAUGAAAGAAAUAGGGCUGGACUCAUUUAGGUUUUCGAUUUCUUGGUCCAGAAUACUACCUCGAGGUACGGUUGCUGGAGGAGUAAAUCAGGCAGGAAUUAACUUCUACAAUCAUCUCAUCAAUGAACUCAUUUCAAAUGGUAUAAGGCCUCUGGUUACUCUGUUUCACUGGGAUACACCUCAGGCACUUGAAGAUGAAUAUGGCGGGUUCUUAAACCCACAAAUCGUGAAAGAUUUCGUAGAAUAUGUGGAUAUAUGUUUCAAAGAGUUUGGAGAUAGAGUGAAGGAGUGGAUCACAAUCAACGAGCCUAACAUGUUCGCAGUGUUAGGUUACAAUGUCGGUAAUAUUGCUCCGGGGCGUUGUUCGAGCUAUGUUCAAAACUGCACGGUUGGGAACUCAGCCACUGAGCCAUAUCUCGUGGCUCAUUACUUAAUCCUUUCUCAUGCCGCUACAGUCCAACUCUAUAGAGAGAAAUAUCAGAGUUUUCAUGGAGGGACCAUAGGAAUGACUAUUCAAACAUAUUGGAUGAUUCCAAAAUAUAACACUCCUGCUUGUAGAGAAGCUGCCAAAAGGGCUCUUGACUUCUUCUUCGGAUGGUUUGCUGAUCCGAUCACUUACGGAGAUUAUCCAAAAACAAUGAGAGAGUUGGUGGGAAAUAGACUCCCAAAAUUCACAAAAAAGCAGUCAAAAAUGGUGAGAGGAUCCUUUGACUUUUUUGGACUCAACUAUUACACUUCAAGAUACGUUGAAGAUGUUAUGUUCUACGCUAACACCAAUCUUAGUUACACAACAGAUAGUCGCGUAAAUCAAACAACGGAGAAAAAUGGAGUUCCUGUGGGUGAACCGACGAGUGCUGAUUGGCUCUUUAUAUGUCCAGAAGGGUUUCAAGAUGUUCUAUUAUACAUAAAAUCGAAGUUUCAAAAUCCAGUAAUCCUCGUCACUGAGAAUGGAAUGCCUAGCGAGAAUGACAAAUCAUUGUCCGUGAACAUAGCACUCAAUGACGAGGCAAAGAUCAAAUAUCACCAACUCCAUCUCACUGCUCUUCUAGAAGCAGUCAGUCAAGGAGCAGAUGUGAGAGGAUAUUAUAUAUGGUCAUUAAUGGAUGAUUUUGAGUGGGAAUUUGGUUACAAAUAUAGAUACGGAUUGGUCUACGUUGAUUUUCAAGAUGGACUUAAACGACACCUCAAGAGUUCUGCUCUUUGGUACCAUCAUUUUCUAUCCAACUCAUCCUCCUAUCAAAUGGACUAGCAAGGAAUAUCUAAAAUUAAUAUCUUCACUUUAUACAACUUUCUUAUGUAUUCCUAAGAAUAAAAUGAAACAUGCAACUUUAGCAGUACUGUUUAUCCCAGACUGGGACACGAAUAUAUGUAUCAAGAUUUUUUUGUGUGGCCAUCAAAACAUAUUGGGCCGUGGUUCUAGGCUUCAAGCACUCGGUUUUCAGAUCCGAACCGGGUUGAAUGUUGGGUCUUCAGAUGACGACCCGGAGAGGAAUUUACUUGGACUCACCCACUUCAUAUCUAUGUACUAAUGAAAAUAAAAAUAUCCAACAGGCCAUUACGGAUGAUCAUCACACAAUUAUUGCAUGCACCAACC